Molecule: messenger RNA, 2574 nt
Organism: Eucalyptus grandis
Lineage: Eukaryota; Viridiplantae; Streptophyta; Magnoliopsida; Myrtales; Myrtaceae
Product: mechanosensitive ion channel protein 10
Exons: 6
Coding region: 181-2367 (728 amino acids)
Biological process (GO): detection of mechanical stimulus; monoatomic anion transport; transmembrane transport
Cellular component (GO): plasma membrane
Molecular function (GO): mechanosensitive monoatomic ion channel activity
Source: RefSeq, a predicted model, not a curated record
AUUGGACAAUAUGCGUUGUCGGGCCUACCGCGCCAGAACCCCUAUCUAAUAUAUUCUCAAGGCUUCCUCUCUUUCUCUUCUCAAUGGCAACCCUGCCAUCUUCAAGGAAAUAACAGAGCAAAUCUUCUUCUUCUCCAAAGGCAACCUUCACCUGCGUGCUCUCUCCCUCUCUCACCAGCCAUGGACGUUGCAGACGCAGAUCUCAACCUUGUCAACUACACGACCGACCACGUAAUCCUACUCGCUAGCGUGGACCAACCAAAAUCCAUCCUCAAAGCCUCUCCCGCCACCACCGCCGCUGCCGCCGCCGCCGAUCCAACCGUCCAACCCCCGUCCCGAACCAAAACCCUCCGCCGCCUCGCCUUCUCCAAACCCAAGUCCCGCUUCUCCGAACCCGCUGCCUUCCCGUUCUCUCCCAAACCAGCCAACACCAUCUUCGAAGGCCCUGACGAGCUCCAGCCCUCAAACCCCCUGCCCGAACCCACCACCACCUCCUCCUCGUGCUCUUCCGACGACGACGACGAGGACAAAUGGCUCGACGACGACGACGAAGACGAACACCAGAGAAAGCACCAUAGGUGGCACCGCAAUAACAAGAUCAACAAGCGGGCCGCCAUCGAGUGGACGCUCUUCCUCAUCAUCACCACCUGCCUCGUCUGCUCCCUCACGAUCGAGCCCCUCUCUUGCCGAGACGUCCUCGGCCUCAAGCUGUGGAAGUGGUGCGUGAUGGUGCUGGUCCUGUUCUGCGGCCGCCUCGUCUCCGGGUGGGCCGUGGGGCUUCUCGUCUUUCUCAUUGAGCGCAACUUCAUGCUCCGCGAGAAGGUCCUCUACUUCGUGUACGGCCUCCGGCGGAGCUUCCAGAACUGCGCGUGGCUCGGGCUCGUGCUCGUCGCGUGGGUGAUAAUGUUCCCGAACGUGCAGGGUGGCAACUACCAGGUGGUGAAGCGGACGUUCCGGACGCUGGUGGCGGUGCUCGUCGCGGCCACUUUCUGGCUGGUGAAGAUCGUGCUGGUGAAGGUGCUGGCGUCCUCGUUCCACGUCACGACCUUCUUCGACCGGAUGAAGGAGAGCGUGUUCCACCACUACGUCCUCGACGCGCUCUCCGGCCCGCCGCUGGAGGAGGCGGAGAGGGAGGCUCCACGGCACGGCUUGCAGGUUUCGAAGUCUCUGCCGGCGAGGUUGAGGAACAACACGCCGGCUCAACGACAACUACUGAUGGCGACGAAGUCCAAGAGGUUCGGUUCAAGGAAGAUCGACAUGGAGAAGUUGAAGAAGCUCAGCAUGAAGAGCCGGCCCUCGGCUUGGACCGUGAAGCGGCUCAUCAACUACGUCCGCUUCUCCGGCCUGUCCACCAUUUCUCGCACCGUCGACGACUUCACCAAGGCCGAGUCCUCCGAGAUCAACAGCGAGCGGGAGGCCAGGAUCUGCGCCCACAGGAUCUUCAAGAAUGUUGCCAACCCUGGUGCCAAGUACAUAGAAGAAGAGGAUCUACUGAGGUUCCUGAAGAGAGAGGAAGUACACACCAUAUUUCCGCUCUUUGAAGGCGCAAUGGAGACCGGAAGAAUUACAAAGUCUUCCUUCAGAAAUUGGGUGGUGCAUGCCUAUUUUGAGCGCAAGGCGCUCGCGCAUUCCCUCAACGACACGAAGACUGCAGUGCAGCAGCUGCACAAGUUGGCGAGUGCCAUCGUCGUGGUGAUCAUAAUCGUCGUCUCUCUCCUGGUCAUGGGGCUGGCCACCACCAAGGUGAUCUUUGUGGUCACCUCGCAACUGCUGCUGGUGGGGUUCAUGUUCCAAAACACCUGCAAGACUAUAUUCGAGUCCAUCAUCUUCGUCUUCGUGAUGCACCCUUUUGACGUCGGUGACCGCUGCGUAGUCGACGGCAUUCAGAUGAUUGUAGAGGAAAUGAACAUUCUGACGACCGUGUUCCUGCGUUACGACAUGGAGAAAAUUUAUUACCCGAAUUCGGUCCUCCUCACGAAGCCGAUUAGCAAUUUCAGGAGAAGCCCGGACAUGGGUGAUGCUAUUGAUUUCACCAUCGACGUUUCCACUUCGAUCGACACCAUCAAUGCUCUCAAGAAGGCCAUACAAUCGUACAUAGAGAGCAAGCCGAAGCAUUGGAGCCCUAAGCACGUGGUGCUAGUGAAGGAGAUCGAGGACGUGAACAAGAUGAAGAUGAGCCUGUGCGUCCAGCACACGAUGAACCACCAGAACUAUGGCGAGAGGAGCAGCCGGAAGUCGGAGCUCCUCCUGGAAUUGAAGAGAAUUUUCGAAAACUUGGACAUCAAGUAUCAUCUCCUGCCUCAGGAGGUCCAUCUCUCCCAGAUCAACCUGCCUGCUGGCGCUGCGAGAUUUGCCAAUGUCAUUUGAUUUUGAUUUUGAUACGAUGUAUUGACUCUCUCUCUAUAACGAGCAUCGUGCCUAUGCGAAUGUCAUAUAUUGGGGUAACGAUGAGGAUUGAAGUCAUAUUGAGGUGUGAGUAAUGUUAUUAGCGAAAUGUCAAGAAACAAUGUGUUGAUCCAUCUUGUACAAUGGAACUGAUAAAGUCUUUAGUAUUCAAUCGUACUUUCUGGUGUA